This is a messenger RNA of Cylicostephanus goldi, 240 nucleotides long. The record is from the annotation of a GenBank genome assembly. Lineage: Eukaryota; Metazoa; Nematoda; Chromadorea; Rhabditida; Strongylidae.
AUGACCAAUACUGAAGUGGAUGAAGUGGAUCAAGCGGAUCAAAUGAACAACGGCUUCGCUAUUGGUCAAUUCGCUAAAUUGACCAAUAAUGAAGCGGAUCAAGUAUGGCGCUUGCCAUACUGGUCCGUUAAUUCCGGAACUAUUCCAGCACACGGCUCGAACUGUACAGCUGUACUAGAACUGUUCCCGGACUUACGGAUAAGUAUGAAAGCUUGUGGCGUUCUGGCUCAUCGAUUUUAG